AUGCGAAUCUACUACGGUAUGCCAGGUGAAUUUGAGUUCGGGUAUUUAAGAGCUGUUUUUCAGGUGUCACUUACUUUAAAGUUUUACGUUUUUAGACAUUUUAGUUGUUUAACUUUGUGAAUUUUAAUUUUUAGCUGUUUGAUACUAAGUAAGACUUUAGAAAAUGACUGUCAAGUGUAAAGUUUUGUUAUAGUGUACUAUGUAUUACGAUUUGAAACUUAAUUUACAUAUAAUAGAUACGACUAUGUUACUUAUAAUAUUUAUGUCUUAUCACCUAUGUCUAACUUGAUAUUCAGUUCUAGGUGCAGGCGGAAGCCAAGUGCCGGAAUGGCGCACCACGCCAUUGAUUGGGUGAAACGUAUGUUCUCAACGCGUAACAUUACAUCGCUGCUGAUAGUUGCUCUACUGGCUUCUGCUGAUCGGUAUGUUCAGGAAGUACCUGGUAUUGAAGGUGAUUUUACUGUAGAUCAUGCACGCUUCAAACGAGCUACCAAGAAGAACAAAACAAAGCACAGUACCGGUAAGAGUAUACUUAAGGGUAGCGUUCCAGAUAAGUUGUUUCAAGUUGAGAGAUAACUAUAGUAUACUGUAAUAUGUAACUUAUUCUUUCAGAUGAAUAUGACUACACAGAUUCUGAAGGCAAAUUGAAGUCGGCCGACUGGGCCAAUAUCAACUUUGCCUUCUGGUGUAUCUUCGGCUUUGUUUUGAUGGUAAUUCAGUUGUGGACAUGCAUCGCUGGAAGACGAAUGAGGAACGAUGGAGUUAGAUGGCAUACGUUGUAUGUCACUAUCUUCAUGAUCAUCAAAAUUGUAAGUUAAAAACUUGUCUUCAUAAAGAUGUUACUUUCGCAUGAUUUUGAAUACGGAAAGAUAUAGUAAUAUUAUCAUAGAUAUAAAGAUUUGUGUUACUUUUCUGCGUUGCAUAUAACUUCUUUUAGUUUAUUUUUGUUGAUAUUGACGAAAGUAGCCCAUGGCAAGACUACAUGAGAAACACGUACGUUACUAUCCACCAGCAAGCCAUUCAAUGGAUCACUCUGACCGCCUUCCCGGCUUGUAAGUACAUUAAUACAAUAAUAUAAAGUAAAGGACUAUUUGAUAAUAUUUUAGUAUUAUAUACAAUAAAAAUAUAUUAUAAAUACUUUUUAAACCUAUGAUGGGACACUUCUGACUUACUUUUUUAUUAAGCAAUUGUUUUGAUGACACCAUUGUAUUUGGUAUGUUAUGGAGCAUCUAGUUUGAGAAAAACUUACUUCUUCAAAUGGUUACUGUGGAUUGCGGUAUAUGGGUUGCUCCUUGGUGUUAACCUCUACUUGGCUUUGCAAUAUGUAAGUUAAUAUUAUAAAAAACUUACGGUAACUUCUUUGUCAAAGUAAUUGUUUUACUUUUUAGAUAGCAAAGUUGACAGGCGAUGGCACAGUUCCAACAGGAACAUGGCUUGAGGUCUACCAGUUUUACGUCAUGGUAGCUUUCUACAUUACUAUCGUGUACUUGCUUCUGUUUGCGUUGGCUUCUUCUGGCUACUUUAUCUGCUUCGCUUUACUGAACUGUAAAACGGUUGAAGGCAGAUUGAGCGAUGUAAGUUACCAAUAUGAAACUUACUCUUGCUUAUAACUAAAUCUUAAUUCUAAAAGACUAAAAAAUAUUAAAAAAGUAAUGUAGAUUAGAGGUGCAUAUGAAAUAGUCAAAAAUACGGUACACCAAAAAAUGAAAAUAUUUUUUUAGAAGUUUAACGACCUGAUUGACUUGUUUUCCUUUUGGCUCAAUGUCGUCGUUGUAUGUGUGUUCGUAUGUACUCAGAAUGCCGAGAAUUCGUUCAACUACUUCAUGUUGAACGUCUACCCAACCAUCAUGGACUACAUGACAGAACUUAGCACUGUUAGCACCGUUGUCAGUGCUGGCUCUUCUCUAGACUUGGCUACUUUGUUGACCAUUGCUGAUGAACUGAAGAGCGUCGUCGUCUUUUUGGAAGCUUCUGAAUUGUACUUGCCCACGGCGUUCUUCUUCGCCAAUGUAAUCUUUUUGCCAGCCUUCAGAGAAUCCUUUAUAUCACUGUUGACUUGUGGAGCGUGCUACCGUAACGACAAGAAUGGAUCGUGCUGGACCCUCAUUCCAAACAGAUACCGGUCGAUUUACCCGUUGGAAGCGUUGCGUUGGGCACAUCCUGGGAUGAUUGCCCAAGGCAUCGUACCACCGCCUCCGGCUUCUGUUGACAUUUCUAGUAGUCCAUUGGCAUUUGUGCAUCAGAAUGACAAGAAGGAGUUGAUGGUGGAACAGUUGGAGUAA
Bursaphelenchus okinawaensis is the source of this 2282-nucleotide messenger RNA. The record is from the annotation of a GenBank genome assembly. NCBI's taxonomy places the organism in Eukaryota, Metazoa, Nematoda, Chromadorea, Rhabditida, Aphelenchoididae.